This is a messenger RNA of Pygocentrus nattereri (red-bellied piranha), 132 nucleotides long. RefSeq names its product splicing factor U2af large subunit B-like. The transcript is spliced from 2 exons. NCBI's taxonomy places the organism in Eukaryota, Metazoa, Chordata, Actinopteri, Characiformes, Serrasalmidae. The record is from RefSeq and is a predicted model, not a curated record. The annotation marks the transcript as partial.
AGAGAGAGAGACAGAAAGAGAGAGAGAGACAGAAAGAGAGAGAGCAGGGGAGUGACAGAAGGAAAGAGCAGACAAAGAAAAAGAGUAAGCAGGAGAGUAAGGCACACGGAAAGACAAAAGGGAAAGAUAUAG